AUGUCUGAACUGAUCUUUUUUCAUGUUGGGCAGUGUGGUAAUCAAAUCGGAUCUCGAUUAUGGAAACUCUUCGGAAAGGAACACCACGUUAAUGGUGAAGGCUAUUAUCAACAAGACAACACCAAUCAAUUAUUGAAUAAUAAUACAACACCACCGUCAUCAUUAUGCUCUUUAAAUUUAACCUCAUUAUAUGAUGAAAGUAUGAGGGAGGAGAAUAAAUUACAUGCUCGUUGCUUGUUCAUCGACACUGAUGAGUGCACUGUUGAGCAAGUGAAGAAAGAUCCAAGCCUUUCGGGUUUAUUAAAGGAAGAGAAUUUGAUCAAGGGAAAGGAAGAUUCAGCAAGUAACUUUGCUAGAGGUAAAUUUACAAUUGGAGGAGCGUUCAAAGGCUAUAUUAAGGAGAGAGUGAGAAAGAUGAUAGAGGCGUGUGAUUCUCCAGAUGGUUUUGUAAUGACUCACUCGAUGGAAGGUGGAACUGGUUCAGGAACUAGCUCCUUCAUUGUUGAAAUAUUGGAAGAUGAUUAUCCAGAAUUAAACAAAACUUCGUUCAGUGUGUUUCCUUCUGAAAAUUUCCAGACAGAAGUUGUUGAACCAUACAAUACAGCAUUGACUUUAGCUGACCUGAAAAGAAAUAACAUGACUAAUAUUUUCAAUUUGGACAAUGAGUCAUUGUACAAUGUUUGCAGGAGUUAUGGGAAUCCAUCACCAAAUUAUAGAGAUGUAAAUGACGUUAUUUCACAAACUAUUUCAACAUUUACCUUACCAACUCGAUUCCAUAAUUCAACCUGUCCUAUUUUGAGCCCUUACAAGAAUUUGAAUAUUAUUGCUAGUACUUUCAAAAAGGUCGAUAACGUCAGUUCUGAAAUUAAUUUUACGGAUCUCUUUACUAAUGAUUGUAAAAUGAGUGCAACUGAUCACUUUGGUUCAAAAUCAAUAUUGAUGGAUAUUGCAUUGAGAGGAAACUUUUCCCCUGACCUUGCCUUUAAAUUUUUGGAGCAGUCAGAUGAAUUGAAAACACCAACAGAUAAUUUCCAUCACCAAAUAUUCUCAAAGAAAUCAGAAAAUUUAUCAGAUAGCUCACUUUCAUUCUCAGAUUAUAUUCAAGUUUAUAACAAUUCAUCAUCGAUUGUUGAUCCACUCACAAAAUUACGUACCAGAUUCUUGGAAUUAUUUUAUAAGAGAUCAUUUGUAUUUUGGUUUGUUGGUGAAGGAAUGGAAGAAGGUGAAUUCCAUGAAGCCAUGGACGAGGUAGAUCAAUUAAUGGAGGAUUAUUCUUGUGUUAAAAAUGGUCAACCAAUUCCUCCUGCAAAAUUGAGAACACCAUUAACACCAUUAGUGACUCCACCUUCUGCUAGAUAA
Messenger RNA from Naegleria gruberi, 1359 nucleotides. RefSeq names its product alpha-tubulin. Lineage: Eukaryota; Heterolobosea; Eutetramitea; Acrasida; Naegleriidae. Gene Ontology annotation, molecular function: GTP binding; structural constituent of cytoskeleton. Gene Ontology annotation, biological process: microtubule cytoskeleton organization; mitotic cell cycle. Gene Ontology annotation, cellular component: cytoplasm; microtubule. The coding region runs from base 1 to 1359 and encodes 452 amino acids. The record is from RefSeq and is a predicted model, not a curated record. The transcript is spliced from 3 exons.